CCAGCACUCGGUACACACGUUUUUUGGCUCUGUACAAACAAUUCGGGUGCAAUUUCAACUAAGAAGUGUUUUUUUCUUUUUUUUUUGUGCACGGCGCUUGCAAGUCGGACAUUUGACUGCCGCGAGUGCGCGUGAUUAAGCAGGCAGCUCCGAUUGCCAGAGUUUCGCGAAGGGAUGGCAACACUGCCGCACGCCGGCCAUGUUAUUGUGAUUUGUAAAAGGUGGAACGUAGACACGUGUUUAAUUCGUGCAGCUCCGUAGCGUUGAGAAAACGACAAUAAAUCGCCAGUAAAUAAUCAAAAACAAUACCCAACACGCGUGUGCGGUAGAUAGCAUUGAAAUCACCCAAAGAUAGUGAACAAAAUAAGUUACCCAAGCGGUUCCCAAAGAUCCUUCAAUAUUCAGCGAAAAUGGUAUCCGGUCGUCCUCUACUCUACCUCUCACUGCCCGGUGUAGCAUUUAUACUCGGCGUCUUUUGGUUUCGGCGUAGAAAUAAAAAUCGUUUAGACAAGCCCGACGACGAGGACUCAUCGGCCAUUAACGACUCGUCGAUUGAGCCCACUGUGCAGGCGCGCAAGGCCAACGGUGUCCUGCAGAAUGGUAAACUGCCGCAGCAGCCGGCCAGCAAGUCGAUGAACAUCAAUGGAACUAUAGUCAACGGAAGCGGGAGCGGAAACGGAAGUAGCAGUGACGAGAAGGAUAGUCCCACAACCAUGUUGUAUGGUAAAUCAGCACCAAUCAAAAUACAGAGCAAUGGACGCACUUCAAAUGGCAAGCAUCAGCAGCAGAUCGAUUCCGAAAUGCUGAAGUCAAAGAUACAGGACGCCGAGCACAAGAAACUCUGCUCGAUAGACGAGGAUUUCGAAAAUCUAUCGUCGCCACGUGAUUUACCCGAUUCGGUAAACACACGCGUAUCCUUCCACAAUCGUAAGGCUAGCCAAAAGACGGUGGAACCGGUGGUGAUCAAGGCCACACGCACACCCAAGAUAUCGCCAGAGAACUCCUUCCUGGAUACCAACUACACCACCAAGGAGUGCGAGCAGAACAACAACUGUGAGCCCAAGGAGAAGGCUUCCAAGGAGGAGUCCUCCAAGAAGGAGGCUGAUCAGGAGGAGCUCGACCAGGAUGAGGAGCAGACGGUGCUCAAGGAGGAAGUGGUGGAUAGCAAUGGCAACCAGAAGCGCAAUGUGGAUGCGGCCAGUCCAUCGCUGAGCAUUUGCAGCGUGCAAUCGGGCGAUUCUGGCAAAGGAUCCAGCUUGCCGCGUUCGGAGGCGACACGCGUGAAGACCAGCUACGAGUUCCUCUUCCCCAUUAGCCUGAUUGGUCACCUGUACGGCCGCAAGCGGGCGUUUAUUAACCAAAUCAAGGCCAAAACCCUAGCCAGUGUGGCUUUAAGUAAGAAUCCCUACUCGGGUAAGGUGCGCAUCUGCACCAUUGAGGGAACGGAGAGCGAGAUUGAUGCCGCCCUGGCCAUGAUCCGUCAACGUUUGCCGGCCAAGCGGUAUCCGAACUUCACCAUGCAACGCAUCCACUUUGCGCUUCCCCAGACCAUAGUUCCUCUUUCGAACGAAACCCUCUACAAUCUACAACUGAAACUGAUCGAGGGCAUCAACAACGAUGUGGUGGUGAGUGCGGUGCUUUCUGGAUCGCAUGUUUUCAUCCAGCAUCCGCUGCAUCCCUCGCAUCCAUCGUUGCCUAUGCUGCAGAAGCAGCUGUACGAUAGCUACUCCACCAUGGAGGCGCCCUUGCUGCCCAGUUUGGAGGUCAGUGCCGUGUGCGUGAUACCCAUUAAUGGGGUGUGGUAUCGCGUCCAGAUUGUGGACACAGAUCCCGAGGACGAGGAGCGUUGUCUGGUCAAGUUCCUCGAUUUCGGUGGCUACAUGAAUGUCGGCUUCAGCACACUGCGACAGAUCCGCACCGAUUUCAUGAAUGUGCCCUUCCAGGCCACCGAAUGCAUCCUGUCCAACAUUGAGCCCAUCGGUGGCACCUGGUCCAUCGAGGCGGCCGAAAUCCUUAACCAACUUACCAAAGGCAUUGUCUUGCAAGCACAAGUCGCCGGCUACAAUAGUCACAACAUACCAGAAAUCUAUUUAUUCGCAUCCCUAGGUCCCAAUAAUGUAAUCUUUAUCAAUAAGGAACUGGUCGCCAGAAACCUCGCAAAGUGGGUGGAGAUGCGUGACUAACGGCCUUAGUGAACAACUCAACUAGCAACCAAGAACUAUAAGAAAACUUAAAAGCAAACUUAAACAACAAUCACUCAAACCCAAAUCAAGCAACUUGGCAGUGCAACAAAGGAAUGCUUGAGUCUUGCGCGGACUCGGAUCAAGGAUUUCGUAUGCAGCUUUUGCAGUUAGCAUGUAGCACAUAGCAUAUAGCAAUUGACCGAUUCCAAAAGAACUGGCAAAUGCAGAGGCCCCCAAAACAAAGAAAGAUUGUGACUGAGCCUAGAGAGAGCCCCUUAAUCAUUACAUAACAAACAACAUCCACACGCAAGAUACACACACGCAUAUAUGAGUAAGAGCACCUAACACCUCACUAACCCACACAUAUUACACAACAAGGCAAACGUUUGUUUGUUGACUGCCCAGGAUUGGAUACCAAAAUGGGGGGACGAUCAGCUAGGUUAUGAUUUGUGACCACAUGGCACCACAUGGGCGGGCGGGCAUCCUACGGAUCGGAUAGAGCUGUCGGACUUGAGAGCGAACCGCUUAAGAUAUUACCAUACUCAGUUUAUAAGUAGGCAUUACUACCUAGUGUAAAUAGUUUUUAUAACGUUAACAAAAUGCAAAAACAAAAACAAAAAUACACUAAUUAAACCUAACUAAAAUAUCAAGCGUUCAUCAGAUAUAAAGAAAAACGACAAAAACAAA
Molecule: messenger RNA, 2870 nt
Organism: Drosophila yakuba
Lineage: Eukaryota; Metazoa; Arthropoda; Insecta; Diptera; Drosophilidae
Gene: spoon
Product: A-kinase anchor protein 1, mitochondrial
Exons: 5
Coding region: 411-2183 (590 amino acids)
Molecular function (GO): RNA binding
Source: RefSeq, a predicted model, not a curated record